CAAAAAAUUAACAUUCCAUUACUUUCUGAAAUUUCGCUUCACUCCUUUCUCAUCUUCUUCGCUCUCCGCCCCGCCCCCUUUGGUUGGGGUCUGAUUUGAUGUGAUUCCACGCGUGUUUAUUUGCUGUGAUUAUCUAGGGAUUCGGCUUGUCCGAUUCGGUUCGAAUUCAGAUUUAAGGUGGCUGUUUGAGGAUCUUGGUUGUCAAUCGAAGUUGUUCGGUGCUUUCCGAGCUUUUUGUUCCGAGUGGCGCUGGAGAGACGGACACGGAGACGGAGAAGAACAGUGCACCGUUUGGGUUUUCUGCUAGCCAUGAGUCUGUCAGAUUUGUUUCUUCGGAAACUGAGAGAGAGAAGUCAUUUCCGUUACUGAUACUUGGUUGGGGAAGCCUCAUCUUCAGUCAUGCCUUCUCUUCAGCUACUGCAGUUAACUGAACAUGGUCGUAGCCUUUUGGACUCGAGGAGGAAAACCUUACUGAUUGCUACUGGGGUCAUAGUUGGUGGUGGGACUGCUGCAUAUUUCCAGUCCCGAUAUUUGCGUAAAACACCUGAUUCUUUUGGCCAUUACAAUGGACUCAGUGAUGAUAAAGAACAACUAGAGAAGGUAGAUGGUGAUGAAAAUAUUGUAAAGAAAAGUAGGCAAAAAAAGAAAGGUGGACUGAAGUCACUUCAGGUUUUAGCUGCAAUUCUUCUGUCUCGUAUGGAACGAACUGGUGCAAGGGACCUUCUUGGUUUAGUGGCCACAGUGAUCUUGAGAACUGCUUUAAGUAAUAGAUUAGCAAAAGUGCAAGGGUUUCUAUUCCGUGCUGCUUUUCUUCGACGUGUACCGACCUUUUCCCGUCUGAUUUUGGAGAAUCUGUUACUAUGUUUCCUUCAAUCAACCUUGCAUUCUACAUCAAAGUACAUAACUGGAACUUUGAGUCUGCGAUUCAGAAAGAUAUUAACCAAACUUAUCCAUGCACAGUAUUUUCAGAACAUGGUAUACUAUAAAAUAUCACAUGUUGACGGGCGGAUAACUAAUCCUGAACAACGGAUUGCAAGUGAUGUAACAAGGUUCUGUUCAGAGUUGAGUGACCUUGUAUUGGAGGAUCUCAUAGCAGUUACUGAUGGUCUGCUCUAUACUUGGCGUCUGUGUUCAUAUGCAAGCCCAAAAUAUGUUUUCUGGGUGUUGGCUUAUGUAUUAGUAGCAGGGACUGUGAUCAGAAACUUCUCUCCUGCAUUUGGUAAGCUAACAUCUAAGGAACAACAAUUGGAAGGUGAGUAUCGGCAGGUUCACUCACGAUUAAGGACUCAUGCAGAGAGCAUAGCAUUUUAUGGUGGUGAAACUAGAGAAGAAUCUCAUAUUCAGGAGAAGUUUAGGACCCUUGUUCAGCAUAUGAAUGUUGUUCUUCAUGACCAUUGGUGGUUUGGCAUGAUCCAAGAUUUCUUUUUAAAGUAUCUUGGUGCUACGGUUGCUGUUGUCUUGAUUAUUGAGCCCUUCUUUUCUGGUAAUCUAAGACCUGAUGCUUCAACGAUAGGACGGGCAGAAAUGUUGAGCAAUCUGAGAUACCAUACUAGUGUCAUAAUAUCUCUAUUCCAGUCCCUGGGCACUCUUUCUGCUAGUUCAAGGCGGCUUAAUAAACUUAGUGGCUAUGCUGAUCGUAUUCAUGAGCUGAUGACUGUAUCAAGGGAGCUUAGUGUUCAAGAAACAUCUUCUCUGCGUAGAAAUGGGAGUAGGAAUUAUGUUAGUGAAGCAAAUUACAUUGAAUUUGAUAAUGUCAAGGUUGUUACUCCAACUGGUAAUGUUUUGGUGGAGGAUUUGACUCUAAGGGUUGAAUCAGGAUCUAAUCUAUUAAUUACAGGUCCGAAUGGGAGUGGCAAGAGCUCACUUUUUCGAGUUUUAGGAGGGCUUUGGCCUCUGGUGUCUGGCCACAUUGUGAAACCUGGAAUUGGCUCUGAUCUCAACAAGGAGAUUUUUUAUGUGCCUCAACGACCAUAUACAGCAGUGGGGACUCUUCGGGACCAGUUGAUCUAUCCACUUACAGCAGAUCAAGAGGUUGAGCCACUAAAAGUCAAUGAAAUGGCUGUCCUGUUAAGAAAUGUUGACCUUGAGUACCUAUUAGAACGUUACCCACCUGAAAAGGAGAUAAAUUGGGGCGAUGAGCUCUCUCUGGGUGAACAACAAAGAUUGGGAAUGGCCAGGCUAUUCUACCAUAAGCCCAAAUUUGCUAUUCUUGAUGAAUGCACCAGUGCUGUGACAACUGAUAUGGAAGAACGCUUCUGUACUAAAGUACGAGCAAUGGGAACAUCUUGUAUCACUAUAUCCCAUCGCCCUGCACUGGUGGCAUUUCAUGAUGUGGUCUUAUCCUUGGAUGGUGAAGGAGGCUGGAGUGUUUAUUACAAGAGGGAGAAUUCUCCUGUUUUAAGUGAAGCUGCAGUCAAUACAAUGAAGCUUUCUGAGACAGACCGCCAAAGCGAUGCAAUUGCAGUUCAGCGUGCAUUUUCCAAUACAACAAAGGAUUCUUCAUUCUCAAAUGCAAAAUCACAACCAUAUAUUUCAGAGUUAAUAACUACGUCCCCCCAUGUGGAUCAUGAUGUUCCAUUGCCCAUUGUUCGACAACUCCAAGGUGCUCCAAGAUUACUACCAUUAAGAAUAGCCUCCAUGUUUAAAAUAUUGGUACCCACAGUUCUUGAUAAGCAGGGAGCACAACUUCUUGCAGUUGCUGUUCUUGUGAUCUCAAGAACUUGGAUAUCAGAUCGAAUUGCCUCUUUGAAUGGGACCACUGUGAAGUAUGUUUUGGAGCAAGAUAAGGCAGCCUUCAUUCGCUUGAUUGGUGUUAGUGUUCUUCAGAGUGCUGCAUCUUCUUUUGUUGCACCUUCUCUGAGGCACUUGACAGCCAGGCUUGCCCUUGGAUGGAGGAUUCGUUUGACACAACAUUUACUGAAAUACUACUUGAGAAAUAAUGCAUAUUACAAGGUUUUUUACAUGUCAAGAACAAAUAUUGAUGCUGAUCAAAGAAUAACUCAAGAUCUUGAGAAGUUGGCCCAUGACUUGUCGGGACUAGUUACUGGAAUGGUGAAGCCAUCUGUUGACAUUUUAUGGUUCACAUGGAGAAUGAAGCUGUUGACCGGACGGAGGGGAGUUGCCAUUUUAUAUGCUUAUAUGUUACUGGGCCUGGGCUUUUUAAGGAGUGUUGCUCCUGAUUUUGGUGACCUGGCAAAUCAACAACAACAACUUGAAGGAACCUUUAGGUUCAUGCAUGAGAGAUUGCGCACCCAUGCAGAAUCUGUUGCUUUCUUUGGUGGUGGUGCUCGAGAAAAAGCGAUGGUUGAAUCAAGAUUUAGUGACCUUCUUAAUCACUCUCAGUUACUUCUUAAGAAGAAAUGGCUAUUUGGUGUACUCGAUGACUUUAUCACAAAGCAACUUCCACAUAAUGUUACUUGGGGUUUGAGCUUGUUAUAUGCUAUGGAACACAAGGGAGAUAGGGCCUUGACUUCUACUCAAGGUGAGCUGGCUCAUGCACUGAGGUUCUUAGCAUCUGUUGUAACUCAAAGCUUUAUGGCUUUUGGUGAUAUUCUUGAACUGCAUAGAAAGUUCCUUGAGCUAUCCGGAGGUGUCAAUCGAAUUUUUGAACUGGAGGAGUUUUUGUCUGCUGUUCAAAGAGAUGAUCCUCUUCCUGCAGAAUCACCAACUAAGUUGACAGAAUCUCAUUCUAAUGAUGUCAUUUCCUUCUCCAAGGUGGACAUCAUUAGCCCUGUACAGAAAAUGUUGGCAACAAAGUUGACUUGUGAUGUAACACCAGGGAAAAGCCUGCUUGUUACUGGUCCAAAUGGGAGCGGAAAAAGUUCCAUCUUCAGAGUCCUUAGAGGUCUUUGGCCUGUUGUCAAUGGAAGACUUGUAAAACCAUGUCAAAAGCUUGAUGAAGAGACUGGAUUCGGUUGUGGUGUCUUUUAUAUUCCUCAGCGACCUUAUACAUGCUUAGGAACGCUUAGGGAUCAAGUCAUAUAUCCACUUUCCUGUAAGGAAGCAGAGCAAAGGACAUUAGCUUUGCAUGGAAAAAGUGGAACAUCAAUUUAUCCAAUAAAUAUCCUCGAUGCGCAUUUGAAAACAAUUCUAGAGAAUGUUAAAUUGCUCUAUCUUCUGGAAAGAGAAGGUGGUUGGGAUGUCAGUCAGAACUGGGAAGAUGUACUCUCUCUUGGAGAGCAGCAGAGGUUAGGCAUGGCACGUUUAUUCUUUCAGAAGCCUAAAUUUGCCAUCCUUGAUGAGUGCACCAAUGCCACAAGUGUUGAUGUUGAAGAACACCUUUAUAUGCUUGCAAAUAAUGUGGGAAUCACAGUAAUUACAUCAUCACAGCGUCCUGCCUUAAUACCAUUCCAUUCAACCGAAUUACGAAUGAUCGAUGGUGAGGGCAAGUGGGAGCUCCGGUCAAUAAAGCAAUGAGUUGGAUGCAAAACCAGUUCCAAUUCCUGCCAAUCAUAAUUCAGGGUGAUGUCCUGCAUGCUGUUCCAGUGCAAGUCAAUUAUGAUUUACUGCCCAAAAUAGCUUUACUUCGAUCACAGGAGUUGCUAGUAAUUUGCAACAACAGACAUGGAGCCAUGCGGAGGUGGUAGAAAGCCUGUGUCACCCAGCGUUAUAGGGCAAAAACAGAGAAUACGAGCGUCUCAUUAUUGGUUAUAUAAUAUUAGGGAAGGCUAUGUACAGGCAAUUAUUUGAUAUUAAUAUGGAUUGGUCUUUUACGUUGUAAAACCCUGACCAUUUGGGUGUUAUCCCUGUGAAUAAAAUGGGGGGGGCCCUAUUUUUUCUCAAAUAGAUGUUUAAUGCUUUCCUAAGCCUUUGGCUUUGUUUUUUCCUUUUUAUUUCUGCCUUGGAUAUGUUGACAUAUGGAGAUGAUUUUGGGAGGUAUAAAAUUUAUGCAACCUAUUCUACUGGGUGAAAUUAAAGGCCCGA
Messenger RNA from Diospyros lotus (date-plum), 4923 nucleotides. RefSeq names its product ABC transporter D family member 1. The coding region runs from base 400 to 4416 and encodes 1338 amino acids. Gene Ontology annotation, molecular function: long-chain fatty acid transmembrane transporter activity; ABC-type transporter activity; ATP hydrolysis activity. The record is from RefSeq and is a predicted model, not a curated record. Gene Ontology annotation, cellular component: peroxisomal membrane. Gene Ontology annotation, biological process: long-chain fatty acid import into peroxisome; peroxisome organization; very long-chain fatty acid catabolic process. The transcript is spliced from 26 exons. NCBI's taxonomy places the organism in Eukaryota, Viridiplantae, Streptophyta, Magnoliopsida, Ericales, Ebenaceae.